AGCACCAUGAAUGCACUACUCAGAACAAUGUCUUUGCCUUACGCUCCAAUGGCUCCCUGGAACGUCCCUUCCUCUCUUUUCCUCCUCACACUUCUUUCACUAAUGUGCUCUGCAUCCCAAAGCUCCAGUCUCUUUAGAGAGUAUAUUGGAGCAGGGUCUAAUUGUGUCAGCUUCUCCGAUGUCCCCAUACAUCCAGGCGUCGAUUUCCACUUCAUUCUCUCCUUUGCAAUAGACUACACCACAUCCAAGCACCCCACUCCCACGAAUGGAGAAUUCAACAUCUUUUGGGAUGAUGACAACCUCACCCCCUCACAUGUUACCUCCAUUAAGCAAAGCCAUGGCAAUGUGAAGGUUGCUCUUAGCCUGGGGGGCGAUAGCUUGGGCGAUGGCAAUGGCGAUGUAUACUUCCAUCCUUCCUCCAUCGAUUCAUGGGUUGCCAAUGCCGUCACCUCGCUGUCGAGAAUCAUAAGCUCAUACAAUUUGGACGGCAUCGAUAUUGACUAUGAGCACUUCAUGGCUGAUCCUGAUACAUUUGCUGAGUGCAUUGGACGGCUGCUGACAAUACUAAAGAACUACGGGUUGAUAUCGUUUGCAUCGAUAGCUCCUUUCGAAGAUGAUGCGGUCCAGAGCCAUUAUUUAGCUCUUUGGAGGAAGUAUGGACAUGUAAUUGACUAUGUCAAUUUCCAGUUCUAUGCAUAUGAUGCGAACACGACCGUGUCUCAGUUUCUGAGAUACUUUGAGAUGCAGAGGUCCAACUACGAUGGAGGGAAGAUAUUGGCGAGUUUGACCACAGAUAAGGGCAGCAGUGGAGGACUGUCGCCAGAACAUGGGUUCUUUAAUGCAUCUAGAUUGCUCAAGUCGGAAGGAAAACUGAAUGGUAUCUUUAUUUGGUCUGCAGAUGACUCCAAGAGCAAUGGCUUUCGCUAUGAGAAGCAAUCACAGGACCUGCUGGCAAGUGCCUGUUCGUAUUAGUCAGCUACUAGAUUUUAUCUCUUUGAAGUGUGGAAUUGGGCUAUGUACCAAAAAAAGUGUGAAAUUCGACUAGAGUCGAUCUAGAUCCAACAUACAUUGGACCUGAUCCACACUAAACCAUUCUUAAAAUUGAGAAUUGAUAUGAGUU
This is a messenger RNA of Elaeis guineensis (African oil palm), 1120 nucleotides long. RefSeq names its product chitinase 2-like. Gene Ontology annotation, biological process: carbohydrate metabolic process. The record is from RefSeq and is a predicted model, not a curated record. Lineage: Eukaryota; Viridiplantae; Streptophyta; Magnoliopsida; Arecales; Arecaceae. Gene Ontology annotation, molecular function: hydrolase activity, hydrolyzing O-glycosyl compounds.